Coregonus sp. 'balchen' is the source of this 7420-nucleotide messenger RNA. NCBI's taxonomy places the organism in Eukaryota, Metazoa, Chordata, Actinopteri, Salmoniformes, Salmonidae. The record is from the annotation of a GenBank genome assembly.
AUGCUGAGGAUCAUCUCAGGGGUGAGAUCUCCGUUGGACGCAACCUCUGCUCCAGGCAGCGCCACCCCUGCCUCUGCCUCCUCUGACUGCUCAACCACCACCUCUAUGGCAGCCUGCUCAGCCUCUGGCUCAUUCUUCACUAUGAUGUUCUCUAUGGCACCUGUAUUCUCAUCCUCCACCUGGAUGAUGGCUGCUGCUGCAGCAGCCUUGCCCUUAGGGGUAGCCUUGCUAGCUUUGGCAGGUGAGGCGGGUUUGGGCGCAUUCUUGGGGGGGUCUACUGCGUUUCCUCUUCACGGGAGGCUCCACAGUGAUAGGGAUAGGCUUGGUGGGUGGAGCCUGCUCCAACUCCAUCUCCUCCUCCUCCUCUUCUUCGUCCUCCAGCAGUUCCGCCUCAGCCUCCUCAUCCUCUUCAUCAAUGUCUCUUCAUCAAUGUCCAGGCUCUGUCGCAGCCGGGAGACUCAUGGGCGGCGCACAAUUGGCCCAGCGUCGUCCAGGGUAGGGGAGGGAAUGGCCGGCAGGGAUUUAGCUCAAUUGAUAGAGCAUGGCGUUUGCAAUGCCAGGGUUGUGGGUUCGAUUCCCACGGGGGGCCAGUAUUAAAAAAUAUAUAUAUAUAUAUAUAUAUAUAUAUGUAUUCACUAACUGUAAGUCGCUCUGGAUAAGAGCGUCUGCUAAAUGACUAAAAUGUAAAUGUAAAAUGUAAUGUAAAUGUCAUCCAGCUCAGGAUCAGCAUUGUCCUCACUGUCGUCGUCAUCAUCGUCCUUCCUUGAGCGCAUCUUCCUCUUCCUCCCAUCUCGUCCUCUCUUGGGUGGGGUUCCAAUCUCUCCUUCACCAGGAUCCCCGUUACAGUUCUCUGCAUGUCUGGCCAUGGUGUUCCUGCGGGUGAAGGUCUUGCCACACUUUGUGCACACAAAGGCAGUCGGCACAAAGUUGGGGUCAUGGUAGCGCCGGAAGUGCAUGUCCAGGAGCUGCUUCUGACGGAAGGUCUUCUAGCACUGGCUACAGGAGUAAGGCUUCUCUCCUGUGUGCGUGCGCCUGUGCAUCAGCAUGUGGCGCUCUUGUCUGCAGCAGUAGUCACACUGGUCACACUUGAAGCGUUUCUCAUUCUUGUGGGACUUCUGGUGCUGGAUGAGAGCGUAGCGCUCGUGGAACACAGCAUCACAGUAAUGGCAUUUCCUGCCCUGCUCAAUGAACGAGUGCUGCUUACGCAGAUGGACACCCAGGUCACUCUUGCGGGCGAUAACCGUGUCACAGUGGGGGCAGUGGAACUUGGCCACGUUCUCUGUGUGCUUCUGCAGGAUGUGCAUCUUCAUGGUUCCACUCUGGGUGAAACGGGCGUGGCAGAUGUAGCAUUCGUAUGGCUUCUCUCCCGAGUGUGUCCUCAUGUGUCUCUUCAGCUUGUAGGUGUCACUGCUGGCGUAGCUGCACAGACUGCACUGGAACGGGCGCUCCCCGGUGUGGGAACGGAUGUGCCGCUUCAGCUUGCUCACCUCCACACUGGCAUAGUCACACAUGGAGCACUUGAAGGGUUUAUCAUGAGUGUGCUUGUAGCGACGAUGUCGGACCAGCUCUCCGCUGGUCACAAAGGCCAUGUCACAAUCUUGACACUUGUGUGGUCUGGUACCUGUGUGUGUGUUGAGGUGGUUCCUCAGCAGGGUAACGGUCCUGAAGGCCCUUCCACACAGAUGGCACUUGUGGGGCCUCUCGUCCGUAUGGCUCUUCAUGUGUCGGUCCAGGUUGGAGCGGCGGGGACAGGUGUAGCUACACAGCUCACACUGGAAUGUUUUCUUCACACCCUUCUUCUUGAUCUUGGUGGGUUUGGGGGGGCUUCAUGUUGCCCACCACCUUCUCUGCGUUGACCUCAGAGAGCAUCCCCUCCUGCUGCUCCUCCUCAAAGUCAUAGACAGACACAUCCAUGUUGUCUUUGUCCCCCUCUGUGUUGUAGCGCAGCUUGCUCUUCUUUGCCUUCUUGGCAGUCUUCUUGGCUGGGGGCUGGUAGUCUGGGUCCGUGGUCCAUUGUGGGUCUUCAGUCUGGGGCUCGCAGUGCAGCUCCUCCUCCUCCUCAGGCUGGACCUGCUGCUCCUCCUGGUGCUGGAGCUCAUCCUGCUCCACUGUCUCCACCUCACCAUUCGCACCCACCUUCACCACCUGGAAGCCCUCUGGCAGGGGCAGGGUGUGGCAGAUCAUAGGGUUUCCAUCUUUGGGCAUGGCCGUGGCGUCCACAAAGGUUCCCUGUAGCUCCUCUACAGUGGCCUGCGUUACGGGCACAGCAGAGACAGGCACCUGGACUAGCUGUAGCUCCCCAAGGCCUCCAAGCUGCUGCUCCUUCAAAUUGACAACCUGCAGAGUGAUGAUCUGGGUCUCAUCCACAGUGGUGACAGUGGCCUCGUGGGCUGUGACCACAGGGGCGUCCAUCACCUCAGUCUUCAUCUGCAGCAGGGCCGGGUCCAGGGAAUCCAUUACCAUCAUCUCCACAUUGACUCCAUCCACCAGCUGCUGGGGAUCUAGACAUGCCUCUCCCGCUGGCUGCUCGUCCAUCACCCCCUCUGCUGCUUGCUGGAGCAGGUCUGCCACCACCUCCUCCCCCUAAUAGGUGAUGCUGUCCUUGGCCUCAACCACAACGUCAGUUGGUCCUCCGUCCAUUGGUAAUACCUGCACCAGAAAGGAAUACUUCAUCUUUCUAGACCUGCUUGGCUUCCUCAAUUUCUGACUCAACUCUCCUGACUGUUACCUGACACUCAACCUGCUCUUCGCCGUUUAUUUCCUCGCUGAAUUCGAUAGAAAGCCCAGAGUAUGUUCUUCAAUCUGACCGAGAUGGCUGAGAAUUUCGCCCUUCUCCUCCGGGGGUUUUAAUCCUCUCGGUGUAAGGUCUUUUGGUCUCUCUGUGUAAAGGUCUUUUGUGUAUACAGUGGGGAGAACAAGUAUUUGAUACACUGCCGAUUUUGCAGGUUUUCCCACUUACAAAGCAUGUAGAGGUCUGUAAUUUUUAUCAUAGGUACACUUCAACUGUGAGAGACGGAAUCUAAAAUAAAAAUCCAGAAAAUCACAUUGCAUGAUUUUUAAGUAAUUAAUUUGCAUUUUAUUGCAUGACAUAAGUAUUUGAUACAUCAGAAAAGCAGAACUUAAUAUUUGGUACAGAAACCUUUGUUUGCAAUUACAGAGAUCAUACGUUUCCUGUAGGUCUUGACCAGGUUUGCACACACUGCAGCAGGGAUUUUGUCCCACUCCUCCAUACAGACCUUCUCCAGAUCCUUCAGGUUUCGGGGCUGUCGCUGGGCAAUACGGACUAUCAGCUCCCUCCAAAGAUGUUCUAUUGGGUUCAGGUCUGGAGACUGGCUAGGCCACUCCAGGACCUUGAGAUGCUUCUUACGGAGCCACUCCUUAGUUGCCCUGGCUGUGUGUUUCGGGUCGUUGUCAUGCUGGAAGACCCAGCCACGACCCAUGCUCUUACUGAGGGAAGGAGGUUGUUGGCCAAGAUCUCGCGAUACAUGGCCCCAUCCAUCCUCCCCUCAAUACGGUGGAGUCGUCCUUUCCCCUUUGCAGAAAAGCAUCCCCAAAUAAUUAUGUUUCCACCUCCAUGCUUCACGGUUGGGAUGGUGUUCUUGGGGUUGUACUCAUCCUUCUUCUUCCUCCAAACACAGCGAGUGGAGUUUAGAACAAAAAGCUCUAUUUUUGUCUCAUCAGACCACAUGACCUUCUCCCAUUCCUCCUCUGGAUCAUCCAGAUGGUCAUUGGCAAACUUCAGAUGGGCUGAACAUGCGCUGGCUUGAGCAGGGGGACCUUGCGUGCGCUGCAGGAUUUUAAUCCAUGACGGCGUAGUAUGUUACUAAUGGUUUUCUUUGAGACUGUGGUCCCAGCUCUCUUCAGGUCAUUGACCAGGUCCUGCCGUGUAGUUCUGGGCUGAUCCCUCACCUUCCUCAUGAUCAUUGAUGCCCCACGAGGUGAGAUCUUGCAUGGAGCCCCAGACAAAGGGUGAUUGACCAUCAUCUUGAACUUCUUCAAUUUUCUAAUAAUUGCGCCAACAGUUGUUGCCUUCUCACCAAGCUGCUUGCCUAUUGUCCUGUAGCCCAUCCCAGCCUUGUGCAGGUCUACAAUUUGAUCCCUGUUGUCCUUACACAGCUCUCUGGUCUUGGCUAUUGUGGAGAGGUUGGAGUCUGUUUGAUUGAGUGUGUGGACGGGUGUCUUUUAUACAGGUAACGAGUUCAAACAGGUGCAGUUAAUACAGGUAAUGAGUGGAGAACAGGAGGGCUUCUUAAAGAAAAACUAACAGGUCUGUGAGAGCUGGAAUUCUUACUGGUUGGUAGGUGAUCAAAAACUUAUGUCAUGCAAUAAAAUGCAAAUUUGUUUUAGAUUCCGUCUCUCACAGUUGAAGUGUACCUAUGAUAAAUAUUACAGACCUCUACAUGCUUUGUAAGUGCCUUGAGCAAGGCACUUAACCCUAAUUCCUACAUGCCUUGAGCAAGGCACUUAACCCUAAUUGCUCCUGUAAGUCGCUCUGGAUAAGAGCGUCUGCUAAAUGACUAAAAUGUAAAUGUAAUGUAAGUAGGAAAACCUGCAAAAUCGUCAGUGUAUCAAAUACUUGUUCUCUCCACUGUAUAUAAAAUAUAUAUAUAUAUAUAUAUAUAUAUAUAUAUAUAUAAAACAAAUGAAAAUUAAAAAUAUCCCAAAAAUAUAUUUUAUAAAAUAUAUAUAUAUAUAUAUAUAUAUAUAUAUAUAUAUAUAUAUAUAUAUAUAUAUAUAUAUAUAUAUAUAUAUAUAUAUAUAUAUAUAUAUAUAUAAAAAUAACAAAAAUUGUAAAGUGGUUGUCCCACUGGCUAUCAUAAGGUGAAUGCACCAAUUUGUAAGUCGCUCUGGAUAAGAGCGUCUGCUAAAUGACGUAAAUGUAAAUUAUACAGAGCUAUAGGCUAUUAUACAGAGCUAUAGGCCAUUAUACAGAGCUAUAGUCCAUUAUACAGAGCUAUAGUCCAUAAUACAGAGCUAUAGGCCAUUAUACAGAGCUAUAGUCUAUUAUACAGAGCUAUAGUCUAUUAUACAGAGUGAUUUAUAGAUGACCUGGAGCCAGUGGGUUUGGCGACGAAUAUGUAGUGAGGGCCAGCCAACAAGAGCGUACAGGUCACAAUGGUGGGUAGUAUAUGGGACUUUGGUGACAAAACGGAUGGCACUGUGAUAGACUACAUCCAAGCAGGUUUUCAUCAAGGAUCUCUCUUUGCUCCAUUCAUAUUUUCCUCGAUCCUGACUAGUCUCCCAGUUCCUGCCGCUGAAAAACAUCCCCACAGCAUGAUACUGCCACCACCAUGCUUCAUCGUAGGGAUGGUGCCAGGUUUCCUCCAGAUGUGACACUUGGCAUUCAAGCCAAAGAGUUCAAUCUUGGUUUCAUCAGACCAGAGAAUCUUGUUUCUCAUGGUCUGAGAGUCCUUUUGGUGCCUUUUGGCAAACUCCAAGCGGGCCUGAGGAGUUGCUUCCGUCUGGCCGCUCUACCAUAAAGGCCUGAUUGGUGGAGUGCUGCAGAGAUGGUCCACAGGUGGACUCCAAUGAAGAUGUAGAAACAUCUCAAGGAUGAUCAAUGGAAACAGGAUGCACCUGAGCUCAAUUUCGAGUGUCAUAGCAAAGGGUCUGAAUACUUACGUAAAAAAGGUAUUUCUGUUUUAAAUUUUUAAUACAUUUACUAAAUUAUCUAAAAACCUGUUUUCGCUUUGUCAUUAUGGGGUAUUGUGUGUAGAUUGCUGAGGAAAAAUAAUUAUUUAAUCCAUUUUAGAAUAAGGCUGUAACGUAACAAAAUGUGGAAAAAGUCAAGGGGUCUGAAUAAUUUCCGAAGGCACCAUAUACUGUAGGUGGGUAAUAUAGAUCUAGCUGAAUAUGUGGUACCUAAGGAGCCUGAGUUCAGCCAGCAGUGUGGGGUUUUGCUGGGCCUUCUCUGGGGUGGGCUGGGAGGCCUGCUCAUGCUCCAGACGCAGCCGCUGGAUCUCCUGAAGGAUCUCUCUGAGGGACCAGAAGACACAACAAAAUGGAGAUUUAAAAUCUGCCGGAAAAUGACGUUCUGAAAGCAGAUCCCGGUGAUCAACAGACUUCAGUUUAUUUACUUAUAAUUCACAAAAUUCUUAAAUUAUGAGCAUACAAUAAAUCUGAUUAACGAAAUGAACUGAUAAACGAAAUCUUUAGUACUGAUUUUUUAAUUGUUACAUGUUUCUUCAUAAAGUGACAAUCAAAUACAUUCUCACCUGUUUUUGUUUUCUAGUUCUGCUAUUAGCUGCCUCUGUUGUUUGUUGGCAUCGAAGUUUAAACUCAGAUCGGUUGGAGGACAUUGCUAAAAGACAAAAUUACACAAAAUUACACAAUAAAAACAGAAUUAACAAAACUGAGCGGCUAAAAGAGAGAAAGACAUCCAAAAUGAUCUCCUGCCCAGAAGGAGAAGUCAUGUGUGCUGUGCUUUAGACUUUUGAGUGACUAUUCUAACAUCUGGGGCCUUGUCAGCCCAACCUGCAUUUUUAUUUCAUCUUUCACCUUAGUUUCUGGUGACAGUAACCUGUGGGUAAUGUUUACCUUAGUUUCUGGUGACAGUAACCUGUGGUAAUUUACCUUAUUUCUGGUAAGUAACCUGUGGGUAUGUUUACCUUAAGUUUCUGGUGACAGUAAAACCCGUGGGUAAUGUUUUCCUUAGUUUCUGGUGACAGUAACCUGUGGGUAAUGUUUUACCUUAGUUUCGGUGACAGUAACCUGUGGGUUAAUGUUUACCUUAGUUUCUGGGGACAGUAUCCUGUGGGUAAUAUUACCUUAUUUCCCGGUGACAGUAACCUGUGGGUAUGUUUACCUUAGUUUUCUGGUGACAGUAACCUGUGGGUAAUGUUUACCUUAGUUUCUGGUGACAGUAACCUGUGGGUAAUGUUUACCUUAGUUUCUGGUGACAGUAUCCUGUGGUAAUGAUUACCUUAGUUUCUGGUGACAGUAUCCUGUGGGUAAUGAUUACCUUAGUUUCUGGUGACAGUAACCUGUGGGUAAUGUUUACCUUAGUUUCUGGUGACAGUAACCUGUGGGUAAUGAUUACCUUAGUUUCUGGUGACAGUAACCUGUGGGUAAUGUUUACCUUAGUUUCUGGUGACAGUAUCCUGUGGGUAAUGAUUACCUUAGUUUCUGGUGACAGUAACCUGUGGGUAAUAAUUACCGUAGUUUCUGGUGACAGUAACCUGUGGGUAAUGUUUACCUUAGUUUCUGGUGACAGUAACCUGUGGGUAAUGUUUACCUUAGGUUUUCUGGUGACAGUAACCUGUGGGUAAUGUUUACCUUAGUUUCUGGUGACAGUAACCUGUGGGUAAUGUUUACCUUAGUUUCUGGUGACAGUAACCUGUGGGUAAUGUUUACCUUAGUUUCUGGUGACAGUAACCUGUGGGUAAUGAUUACCUUAGUUUCUGGUGACAGUAACCUGUGG